AUGGAGGGAGAGUCGCGCCCCCAGUCACGUACCAAGGAUGGUCAAGCCAUCGAGAGUAAGCCUUCAGCGCCAAAUGAACUUGUCACCUCGGCGAAGGAGCAUGCACCCAAGCAGCUUGAGACGAGUUAUGUGGAAGGACUGCCUUUGGUACUUGUGAUGGGUGCUGUGUCCAUUGCAUCGUUCCUUGCACUGCUGGACACAUCCAUCAUAGCAACUGCUAUUCCCCAAAUCACUUCCGAUUUCCACUCGCUCAAAGACAUCAGCUGGUAUGGCUCAGCUUAUCAGUUGUCAAGUGUUAACCUGUUCUUUCAAUGGGUCUAUCUGGCCUUCUUUGCUAUCUUUGAAGUCGGGUCACUUGUUUGCGGCGUCGCCCCCUCGUCGGAUGUUCUUAUCAUCGGACGCGCGAUAGCAGGCAUUGGUGUUGCGGGGAUAUUUGCUGGGGGUUUGACAAUCAUCGCAUCGGCUAUUCGCCCCGAAAAGAGAUCAGUGAAUAUGGGACUUGUGAUGGGAGGUCACCCGUACCGCCCGUCGCGCAAGGUUCCCAAGCGUCUUGACUUGAUCGGAUUUGUUAUGUUCGCGGGCGCUUCUACUAUGCUUAUGCUAGCCUUGCAAUGGGGCGGCACCGCCUAUCCGUGGAGUAGCGCAGUAACAAUCGGCCUGUUCUGCGGAUCCGCUGCCUCACUAACGGCAUACGUCGCUUGGAGCUGGAAUAGGGGUGAUGAAUCUCUGAUUCCGCCGGUGCUGCUGAAGCAGCAAGUAGUCAUUGCUUGCUUCUUCUUGACUCUCUUCAUGAUAGGCUCUGCCCUGAUGUUGUCUUACUGGUUGCCGGUGUACUUCCAAGCAGUUCUUGGACAGAGCCCUAUCGGUAGCGGUGUGAGCAUGUUGCCAAAUAUCUUGGCUUCAGUUGUCUUCAGCAUCGUGGGCGGUAUCAUCAUUAGUAAAGUGGGAUACUAUCUACCCCAGGCAGUCAUCGGUACGGCUCUCUUAACAGUCGCCACAGGCCUCUGCAGUACCCUCGACCCAUACACAUCCACUGGAAAGUGGGUUGGUUAUCAAUUUCUCGCAGGAGUUGGACGAGGUCUUAUGCAACAAGUACCAUACACAGCCAUUCCCCAUUCAUGCUCGCAGCAGAUGAUUCCCAUCGCCAUGUCCUUUAUGGUACUGGCGGGAGCAUCAGCAGCAGAAAUGCGCAAGGUCAUAUCCGCAGAGCAGUUGACUGGAGUCAUCAAGGCUUAUUCACUCAGCAUCGAUCGUGUUUUUCAUCUGGGAACAGGGUCGGCUGCGGCUAUGUUUGUAGCAGCGUUCUUCACAGGGUGGAUUGAUACGCGAGGACAGAAGGAUAAGCACGAGUCUGUACCUGACGAGGCGAGUAGCUCAAAGGAAAAGGCAUAA
Molecule: messenger RNA, 1392 nt
Organism: Fusarium subglutinans
Lineage: Eukaryota; Fungi; Ascomycota; Sordariomycetes; Hypocreales; Nectriaceae
Product: major facilitator superfamily transporter
Exons: 7
Coding region: 1-1392 (463 amino acids)
Biological process (GO): transmembrane transport
Molecular function (GO): transmembrane transporter activity
Source: RefSeq, a predicted model, not a curated record